Molecule: messenger RNA, 354 nt
Organism: Fusarium fujikuroi IMI 58289
Lineage: Eukaryota; Fungi; Ascomycota; Sordariomycetes; Hypocreales; Nectriaceae
Exons: 1
Coding region: 1-354 (117 amino acids)
Source: RefSeq, a predicted model, not a curated record
AUGGCAUGGAAGUUCUGGCAUGACAUGUUUUCACAGCUCCUCGAAGCCAACGGAGGGCGGCAUCGCGGGUUGGAGACUGUCAGAGAUUCUGAUAAUCUUGUGCGUCAGAAGUUGCCAUCAAAUUGCUCGGCUGAGCCUGUCAACGUGCGAGGCUUCUUCGGACCCAACUGCGUCGGUCACGCGAUCAGAUUUAUGCCGAAGCCAUUCGACUGGCGCGUCUUUGCUGCCGAAUUGGCCAACAUCCGUUUGGAGACCACCGGAACCAAUUCACCGGCACCUUCCGCUGAAUCGUGUAUUCUUCCUCGCCCAUCAAGGCGAAUGGGUCGUUCUUCACUCUUACCAACAGGACAAUAG